This is a messenger RNA of Pseudophryne corroboree (corroboree frog), 4092 nucleotides long. It is a transcript of the gene TPBG, whose product is annotated as trophoblast glycoprotein. Lineage: Eukaryota; Metazoa; Chordata; Amphibia; Anura; Myobatrachidae. The coding region runs from base 633 to 1835 and encodes 400 amino acids. Gene Ontology annotation, cellular component: plasma membrane. Gene Ontology annotation, molecular function: protein binding. The record is from RefSeq and is a predicted model, not a curated record. Gene Ontology annotation, biological process: negative regulation of canonical Wnt signaling pathway. The transcript is spliced from 2 exons.
UGCACCACGGAAGGGAUGCUCACACCCAGCCCACUUACACUCACAGAGCUGGCAGACUGCGUAUAGCUGCUCCUGUGCUCCCAGGACCCCCUAGGAUUAGCUAUGCCCCGCAUAUUGCAGGCAGAGCCCGCAGGCUGUGUAUGUGGCACAGGAGAGACCCUCCCGCAAGGUAUUAUCAGCACGCUGCUGUGCCCGGACCCCUCCUGCCUGCGCUGCUGAUGGUAUUUCCCCGGGAGGCUGGACCAGGAGCAGCAGGAGAGCGGAGUAAGAGGCAGCUGCUGUGAACUGGGCUGGAUGUGGAGUAGCUGCCGCUGCUGAUGCCGAGAGACCUGUCCCGGGAAUUCCUGGUAAACAAGCAGAGGAGAUUCCCGCUGCAGGUUUGGCUGUGGACUAAGCACACAGAGAGAGGAGGAGCUGCACCAGCAUAUGGGAGACCAUAUAGAAGUGGGGACUUUCACUUCUACAGUAUGCUUUAGGAACUAGCAUCAGUAAGGAUCCCUCACCACACGUUGCACUCUCUCUAUCCUGCCUGUUGCAGAAACAUUUGGGAAUUAAGCAAAACCAGAUUGCACACAAAGCCCCCUAAAGGGGCACCCUGGGUUUUAAAUCCAACAGAAACAAAAGCUGGGGCAAUGAUUUCCUUUGAUAUACACUCUCUCAUGGGACUUUGGAGGAGGGAUCCUGGAUUAGGUGGGAAUGGAAAAAGCAUGAAGGGUUCACUAUUGUUAGUGAUAAUUCUUGUGCAUGUUUUGGGCGAUGUGUGGUCCCAGUCUGAACAGCAGUUUCCCUGUCCUGCUUUCUGCGAGUGCUCUGAGGCUGCGCGGACUGUGAAGUGUGUGAAUAAGAAUCUUACUGAAGUACCCAAAAACCUACCUUCAUAUGUGAAGAACCUCUUUAUUACACACAACCAUAUUAGCAGCCUGCAGGAAGGAGCAUUUAAUCAAACCCUAGCAGACCUGUCUAAUCUCAGUCUCAGUGGCAAUCACCUCCAGAUACUGGGCAGUAAUAUCUUCCAAAACAUUCCCAGUCUUAGGCAUCUGGAUCUUAGCAACAAUAUGCUCGAGAACAUAGGUCGCUUAAUUUUCCAAGUUGGAAGCAACCGCAGCAGCCCAAUUUUAGAACUGAACCUCAGCAACUCUUUAUACAAUGAAUCAUUCAUAUUCUUUUUGGCAAGAAGUCUUCAGAGUGGAUCACUGAGUAACCUCCAAACCCUGGACCUGAGUGGGAACAAUUUACUGUAUUUACCCACCGAUAUAUUCAGUUCAUUGCCCAGCCUCAAACACCUUGACCUAAGCAACAAUUCCCUGUUACGCUUGAAAGCUGGGACUUUCACAAACCUCAGCCACCUCGAGACCUUGGAUCUGAGAUACAACUCUCUAAAAAACCUGAGAAACACAACUCUUCUAGAUUUCUCCAAUCAGCCAGGUCUGACAGUUCAACUUAGUAACAACAGCUGGCUGUGUGACUGCGAAAUUGAGUUUUUUAUCACAUGGCUCAAGGAGACCUCCGUAGUGAAAGAACCAUCCAGCUUGCUAUGCUUCUCCCCACAGAAGAUGAUGGAUGUGCCACUACUCUCUGUCAAAAUCUCAGAGCUUGAAUGUUCACCUUAUGCUACUGAUACCAGCUUACAAACAUCCUAUGUUUUUCUGGGUAUAGUGCUAGCCCUUAUAGGAGUGAUCUUUCUCCUUGUUUUAUAUUUGAACAGAAAAGGUAUUAAAAAAUGGAUGUACAACAUCAGAGAUGCAUGUAGAGAUCAUAUGGAAGGUUACCACUACAGAUACGAAAUUAAUGCAGAUCCAAGGCUAACAAACUUGAGCACAAACUCUGAUGUAUAAAGAUUAUUUUUCACACAGGAGCAACACUUUAUCUAUGCAUGAACUUACUGUACAGAUAAUGCAUCUAACCCCUGAGCUUGUUCUACUUCUCACUCCCUGCUGGAAAGCUGAACAGAAAAACAAAACAAAAGACUCCAUGCAGGAAUUUUGAAUGCCUCCAUAUGACUGUGAAGUUUCUUGCUGCAUUAUAAUUUACUCUGUACUGUAGACACUGAACCCUGCAUGCUAAACAUCCAUACAUAACAACAGACUUGACUCGUUUUGCUGUUCUUGGGUAUACAAUCCUGCAAUAUAUAUCUAAAAAUUGUGCUAAGCAGCAACAGUGAUUGUUAUGUUUCUUUCAGCUUCUGAAUAGUACAACACAUUGCCAAUUCAGAUACGAUCAACAAUUACUGCCUCAAGUUUUUUUUUUACUUUUGUUUUUUAUAUUGUCUGUUUCCAAACUUUUUUUUUUUUUUUAAUGCUUUGUGAAACUGCGAAAUUGUGAGAACGCAGCAAAGCUAAUUGCAGAUCUUUGCAUGUGCAACAUGGGAACUAUUGCUUAGAUAGCAUGUUUGGUCUUUUAUUUGAAAUUCUAGACUGGGAAACAUCCACAUUAAUACUUUUGCACUGUUUUUUGUAAAAGAGAUAUGCAGUUUAUACUAAAGCAGAAUUUCUAUAAACUGCAGCUAACUUUUAGUAACUAACUCAAUAAAGGAUAUAUUAAAAUAAUUGUCGUGUGGAAAUUUUUCAGCCAAAAAUUUUUUUGUACUUUGUAACUUUUGUAAAUCAAGCAAGGGAAAUGCAGGUUUCGAUUUUGGUUUUUUUUAUAUGUUACGGGGAGCUUCCAAGUCUCAUAUCGGGAAAUAUGUGCUUUAAACUCUUGUUUUGUAGAGUGCCUACUUCAGUAGAGCUAGAACAAUGUACAGUAUACCCUCCACAAAUGUGUCACUGAAAAACAAAUAUUAAUAUUUGUAUUAAUAACCUGUAUUAUUUUGUCAUUGCUUUUUUAUAAAAAAAAUACCACCAAGAUGUUUUAAAGAAUGCAUUUUAAUGCAGGUACCUGUUAUGUAACAAUUCAUAUUGUUAACAAAGCAUUAAGUGUAAAAAUGAAUAUCUGGUAUAUUUAAAUAGCAAUAUAUGGGCAGCAAUGUGAAAAGUGUGAUAAGUGGUUAGGAAGUUGGUUAACCCUUAAUCAAUAUGUGUCUUAAUUUAUUGGGUGGGUGGGGGAACAACUGCUUGCAUGAAUGUGUAAUGUUUCAUAGUGGUUAAACUUUGUAGGGCCAAUGCAUGGGUUUUGUCUAAUCAUAAUUAUCUGCUCUUUGAUUACAAUCUGAACAGUUUGUUCUCAUUGUCAGAUAAUUCUGUCAUAAUGGUCAAACUGCACAGAUGCCUUAUUUUAUAUAUUUUAUUUAUAUUUUGGUAAUUUAACGGGUUUUAUUUCAGUUUAGCUGGCAUCAUGGAGAGGAUGUAAUUUUUUUUUUUUGUUGUCCUUUCUUAAUAUAUGUAAUUUAAAUGACUUGCAAGGACAGUUAUAUAUGUUUAACUGUGCUAAUUAACGGAUAAGCUUUGAUUGUAUUAGAACACAACUUAAAGUACAUAGACUUAAAUGAACUUCUAAUUGUGUCCUACAACUAACAUUUGACUAUGCAGCUGUGUGCAUCUUUUUAUAUAAAGUAAUAGUACGUAUUUUUGAGGCUUCUUUGAAUUAAAAUGCAAAACGCUGGCAUGGAGCUUCACUCGUAAACCUUUAAAUGUAUGUUAGAUUUUAUAUUUGCUCAUAUCAUUUACUACUAUACAGCAGGUCCAGAAAUACUGUUAUUACCUCCUUAUUUGUACAACAUAAGGCUGUAAAGACUAUAUAUAAGGGUAUCCUGAAGUGAUAAAUACUGAUUGAGGAAUAAUGCUUGAAAACUUAUAGUAUUACAAAACAUAUUGUUACACUGGAUGGAGUGUGUGUGAUAUAUAAUAAAAUCAUGGAAGCCUUGUAUAACUCACUAGGGAUGCUGCUUAUACCUUCUUAUAAGUCAGUUUAUAUUACAAUCUACUGUACUCUCAAUAGGGUAAGAAGUGUGUCUGGUAACUUGUAGCAUGGAAAUACUGGUGGUGCAAACAACCAACCUCCCCGGAGGUCUGUAGUUUGCUUCUGGAUGUCUUACAGUAUUUUAGUGAACUUGCUAAAGCACAAUAAAAUGUAUUUUAAAACAUUCUCUCGUUAUGCUGUACAUCUGUUGGAUUUUAUGAUGUCAAAUAUAAUAAACUUGACCAUUUAUUUUCA